This is a messenger RNA of Xiphophorus maculatus (southern platyfish), 2912 nucleotides long. Its product is annotated as gastrula zinc finger protein XlCGF52.1-like. Gene Ontology annotation, biological process: regulation of transcription by RNA polymerase II. Gene Ontology annotation, molecular function: RNA polymerase II cis-regulatory region sequence-specific DNA binding; DNA-binding transcription factor activity. The record is from RefSeq and is a predicted model, not a curated record. The transcript is spliced from 3 exons. NCBI's taxonomy places the organism in Eukaryota, Metazoa, Chordata, Actinopteri, Cyprinodontiformes, Poeciliidae. Bases 238 to 1482 code for a protein of 414 amino acids.
UGCGCGCCCCGUGGAGACUCCUGCGGUCUGCAGGCAGUCGCUUUUGAACGAGUCGUUUUGUCCUUUAAGAUCAUCAGAUUACGGGCCGUACGUGCUGCUUCCAGAUGAGUGGGUUUGGGUCAGAGCUCCAGCCGGAUGCAGAUGCUGCCUCAGUUUGAUGAUUCAUGGCUGAAACCUUGAUCUACUAGGACAUGUGAAGGUUGUAAUCAAGGAUCGCGAAGUCUAAGACGAGUGAGGAUGUCUGAAAUGAUGAAGGUUGAAGCAGAUGAACCUGGGGUGUUCAGCUCGGAGCCCCUCAUACCUGCAGCAUCCGCAUCAGAACUGGAGCAGAAACAAGACAACAAAGAUCUCAUCCAUCAGAUGUUUGUGAUUAAAGUGGUUCCCCAUGACUGGAGCCUGAGUUUGAACCAGCAGGAUCCAGAUGACUCUCGCAUAAAGGAGGAGGAAGAGGAACUGUGGAUCAGUCACGAGGAAGAGCAGCUUACUGUCAAGAUUGAAGAUGAAGAGAAACCUGAACUUUAUGAGAUCAAAGCAGAUGACAUAAGAGAGACAGAAUCUCCAACCAGCAGCUCAGAUGAGAAGACGGAAACGGAACCUCAUGAAGAGGACAGCGGAGGAUUAGAACUGGAGAGGAACCAAGAUCCAGCAUGUUCUUCCCUGCAAACUAAGACAACUUCUCACAAAAGCGUUAGGACAUCUAAGUCGACUGUGAAUGGAGUUCAAACUGAAGAGAAGCCAUUUUGCUGCCAUGUUUGUGGAAAAACUUUCAAGCGCAAUGCUCAUGUUAAAUUACACAUGAUGACUCACACUGCAGAGAGAGAACAUACCUGUGAUCUUUGCGGUAAAGGAUUUAAAGAAAAGAGUUUCGUUCAGACACACAUGAGAAUACAUACUGGAGAGAAACCAUUUUCCUGUAAUGUUUGUGGUAAAGGGUUUCAUGCAAAAACAUAUCUGAAAACUCACAUGAAGGUCCAUUCCGCAGAAAAACCUUUUUCAUGUGAUAUUUGUGGUACAAGAUUUAAAAGAAAGGAAAAUAUAAAAAAGCACAUGAGGAUCCACACUGCAGAGAGACCGUUUGUUUGUAGGGUUUGCAAUAAAGACUUUUCACUGCAAAACACAUUGAACAGACACAUGCGUGUUCACACAGGAGAGAAGCAGUUUAUUUGUAAUGUUUGUAGUAAAGGAUUUUCAUUAAAACAUAACCUGAAAAGCCACAUGGAAGUUCACACGGCACCGUUUAGCUGCAGUGAUUGCAGUAAACGUUUUGUAAAAGAAAUCCAGUUAGAGCGACAUGUGAGAGUCCACUCAGAGGAGAGGCCGUAUGGUUGUAACGUCUGUAAAAGUAGAUUUUAUCAAAGGUGUCAACUUGAAAAUCACAUGAGAGUGCAUUCAGGAGAGAAGCCGUUUGUGUGCACGGUUUGCAGUAAAGGAUUUUCCCAGCUUGGAGAUAUGAGGAGGCACAUGGGUCUUCAUAAAGACUGACUUAACAUCAUAGUUGUCAGCUAAUCUGUCAUUAUUUUUCUGAAUAAUUUAUGUCUCCACAUUAUCACAUUAAAUUAAAAUAGUUGAAAAAAAUAAAACUUAAUCAUCUGUAACUUGCUUUAUUUUCUAACUGAUCAGUUUUAGUUAAAAGUCCAAAAUGCUACAGUAAAGUUAAUCCUGAUGAUUUUUAACUAGUAACUUCAAAACCACCAAAGCUAAAAAUCAUAAUAAACCCAGUUGUGUUUUUACCAAGGCUGUUGCUAAAAAGAUAAGUAGGUUUUUCAGAAUGUCAAAUAUAAUGAGAUUGAAGCUUUAGAUUUGGUCCUGUGUGUAACUCUUUCUACCUUAAAUUGGAUUUUUUUUACAACUGAACAUCAUCUCCAAUUGGGCUGUAUAAUCAAUUGCAAUUACAUAUAUGCGCAAUAUUCUUAUCCAAAUUACUUUUGGAGUGCAAUAAUUGUUGACCAAUAUAUUGCCAGUGUCAUGAAAGCACAUUUUGCAUGCCAAGUAUGCUAUGUACACACAGCAGCUCUUGAUGCUCAAUUUCAUUUUUUCCCCCCCACUGAAAUCCAAUAUUUUCUUUAUGGUUUUUACCACAAAUUAAAUGCAAGCCCAAUCAGACUUUUAUGUUAAAGAUUUAUGGCUUCAUCUAGAUCCGCUUGCAGAGAAAUAGUGCAUGGCAGUGCACUAUUUGCUGUUUGUUGGCACUGAAGUAACACGUCUGAAACAAAGUGUCAGCACUGCUUUUGUCAGUCAUUGCUUAUGUAGUGUCUGGCAUCUUCUGAUGCAGAAUUAUAAUGCAUGUCACCAAUGUAAAAGUCAAAUAAAAUGUGACAUGACCAUGUGAAAGUGGUGCAAAUCAGACUUCUUGGGGGGCUGAAAAGAUUGGAAUUGAACCAUUCAGCAUGCUGUGAAAAAGUCAGAUCAGGGUCACAUAUUGGCAAAACAAAAAAUCUGAUUUGGGUCACAUUUGUCUGCUGUGUGAACAUAGACUUAAGAUAUUCAGCCUGUCGGACUCUGUCCAACAUUCAGAGUAUGAAGUAGAUGUUUGCACCUCACACAGAUGAGUGUCCAUGUGUUGUGGGAGAUAAAGAUGGACAGGAAUUGUAGUGUUUUCUUUUUUUUUUAAUGACAACAAUAAUUACAUUGAGCAAACAUUUAUUUGAGUCGGUAUAAAUGACCAGGUUUAUUUUACUUCUCACAUCUGUGUUGAUGCUGUUUUUGCAUAUGACAGGAAAUUCCUAAAGCAAUCUCCAAUACAUUCUGCGUGUUGUUUAUUUAUAAAAACAUUUACAAAAUAAAAUGUACUUAUUGCAUUUAUUUAUUCAAGCAUUGAGAUGAUGUAUGUUUCACUUACUUAUUAAUUAGUCCUCCUCAACCAGGUGGGUAUUGGGUAUCUCAUGAUCCCUUUUGUGUUGUUUCUUUAAACU